Molecule: messenger RNA, 758 nt
Organism: Rubroshorea leprosula
Lineage: Eukaryota; Viridiplantae; Streptophyta; Magnoliopsida; Malvales; Dipterocarpaceae
Source: the annotation of a GenBank genome assembly
CCUCUCCCUCGACUCCUGAAGAGGGUUUUAGCAGAAAACUGAAUAGUUCCAUCCUUCCAAAAUGGCGACCAAAACCCUAAUCAAGAGCGGAGCUUCGCUCUUCUCCCGAUUGAUAUCAAGUCCGGCAAUCAAUACCAACCCCUCGUCGACCAACCGGAUUACAGCGGAGGCCCUCCGAAUCACUCCACAGCUAUUCCCAUCUCUCUCAAAGCCCGAGACACAGACCUCUCUCCAUUUGCCCCAGAACGACUCCGAAUCCGUCUCUAAAGUCUCUUCUCUAGGGUUUCUGUAUCCCUCCGGUCUGCCUUCUCUCCGCUUCUUCUUGCCCGACGGAGAUUCAUCAAGUGAGCCAAUGCUAUUAUUUCCCAAAAGGACAUACCAGCCUAGCCACAUCAGGCGCAAAAGGACACAUGGUUUUUUUGCACGCAAAGCAACCAAGGGUGGCCGAAGAGUCAUUGCUCGAAGAAUAGCAAAGGGUCGUGCUAGAAUAACAGCUUAGCCUCCUUGUUACUAUGUUUUGAUCAAAAUCAUAUUGAACACUGCCUGAACCAUGGUAAAACUGAGCAAGUGUAGAGCCACUUUAUGUUGGCUUUGGCCCUCUUCAUGAUACCUAGAAGAAAAUAUUAUUCUGAAAGGAUGUUAUUUUUCUUAAGUGCUCUUUGAUAUAAAUGCCUAGAUUAUUUUCUCUGAUAUACUUGCAAGAAGUUAUUUGUUGGACAAAAUAUUGCGCUCAAAUAUUUCUUAUUUGAAUAAUCUAA